AUGAGUGGAUCCCCUAAACUUAGAAAACUUAACAUUGGGCCUUUGGUUAAAAUAAAGAAGCAAAUCAACUUACCUAAAAUAAGAAAAUAAGAGGAAUCAUUUUAGGCUAUUUUAAAUGUUUCUGAUUUUGAUCUAUCAUCUGAACGAGAUAGAUCCUUUAAUAAUCGAUCAUUAAGGAAAUUAGUUCAUACAACCAAUUUAAACCUUUCAACAGAAAAAAAAAUAUCAGAAGAAUAUGCUAUAUAUGGAUUAUCAAAACUUAAAAUUGAAAGAAUAUAACAACCUUUUUAAAGUGAAAGAACAAUUAAACAUUAAUAUUAUUUUAAAUAAGACGAAUAUACUAAUAAAUAAUGGUUUGAACUAUGUUUAAAAUAACCACCUCCUCAUGCUUUAGGAUAAUUUUAUAAAUAAUCUGAAAAGUAAAUUUUAAUUUACCUUUAGAUAAUAUUAAUGGUGUGAUGUAUAAAUUUUAGAUUAUAAUCAAGAGACAGAGAAAUUUUUAAUUCAAUAAUAUCCAAAAGGCCCUAAAAAACAAGCUGAUAGAUUAUAAAUUAAAUUCAAUAAUUAAAACUAAUAGUUUUUUGAAUCCAUGAUUCAAUAAGAGUAUCAAAUUAUUUAGUAAAUAGAUAACUUUAUUAACAUGAAAAAUAAUCUGAAUUAGCUUAUGUUAGUAGGAUCAUGGCUGUUGAUUCUAAAUUAGUUAAUUAAAUCUCUGAUCAAUUAAAAUAGAAACUUUAAAUUAGAUUUUCAAAGUAUAAGAAUUAAAAUUUAAUUAAUAACUUAAUUACAUAGGUUGAAGAUAUGUAUUAAUAAAACAUGAAGAAAUGUGUUUAUUUAAAAGAUUUAACUAAAUAUAAAUAAAAAUUUGUUCCAAUUCCCAGAAUGAAAGUAUUUUAUACAUCACAAUCAUAAUUAAAGAAAAAUCUUAUGUUUGUGAAUAAGGCUGUCAUAGAUUGUUGGUUAUAAAUGAUAAAAUUUAUGAAUAAUUUCAAAGUCAAUUUAUUUGAAUUUGAUAAAGUUCUUUUACCAGUCACAUGGGAUAAAUUUGAAUAGCUAAUUGAUUCGAAUAUGAAUAGAAUUGAAUAACAACUAAAAAAAUAAAGAUUCUUUAUUUACGCAUAAAUUUAAGAAAAUUUAUAGAAUACAUUUAAUUUCUUCAAUAUAACUAUGCCUGAAUAUGUUGCAAGUGAUUUGAAAAGUGUUGUGAAAAGGUUUGAUUUACAUUAUACUGAAUAUCUUUAUAAACUAUUAAGAGAUGAAUAAUAGAAGAUAAUUAGAUUUUAUUAAAAGUUUCAAUUAAUUUAAUAGAAUAUAAAAUUAGUUGCCACUUCUUUGUUUUAAUUAAAAAUUGUUGGAAUGAAUAAAUAGAAACUUGAAAAGUUUGAAUAAUCCAGAAAUUCUAUCAAUGAUGAUUUAGAAUUAAUCACUUUGGAUAUUCCCAUAAAUGCCGUUAUCAAUAUUGCAACAUAUCCAAAUAGAUGUUUGUUCAACAUAAUUUCUUAAUUAAAUAAAAUUGAGAGUGAAAUAGUUCCAUUAUUGAAGAUUCCUUAGCAGUAUUCAAUAGAAAGGGAAAAUUUGGCUUUUUUUGAAGUAACCAAAUAAGAAACAGCAGAUUUGAUAGAGAAAGAAUAUUCUAAAUGUUAAUAAUUUUGCAAGAAAUUUUUACCAUAUUAAUAUUUAUUGAUGCCAAUGAAAACUAAAGCAAUUAAUAAAAUUUUUGGAAUCGAAGGAAAAGAGAAACCUUCUUUAAACUAGAUUAGACUCUCUAUUAUUCGAGAAGCAUUAGAUAAUUUAAGCAAAGCAUAAAGAGAAAUAAAUUAUAACUUCAUAGAUAAUCAAAUAAUUGGACUUUUUACAUUAAAUUCUAAAGAAAUAAAAUAAAUUUUAAUAUAGAGAGCGCAAGAAAAUUAUUAAAUGAUUGUGUAAAAAUUAAUCGAAAUAAUUAAGCACAAUGUGACCAACAUAAAAACAUAUUACUAAGAAAUGUAUGCUAAAACUUCAACAGUUCCUUAAACAGAAGAAGAUUUGAUUGAAUUGAAGCUGUUUUUAGAUGAAAUAAAGAUUUAGUUUUCAAAAUAGUAUUUAGAGAUUACAUAAAUGUAAAUAUGAUCUUAAUUAGUUAUUAGUAAGAAAUUUAUUAAUUAUCUGGAUGAAAUAUUUUAAGAGUACGAUUAACUAUUAAUGAAAGAAUAUUAUUACCUAUUAUAAUGGCCAAAAGAAAUUAAAAAAAGCAUAAAAACAAAUAGUAGAUAAAUAGAAUCUAUUGAGAGAUAAUUCUUUUAAAAAUUAGAGCAUGAUAAGGAAGAAUUUACAGAAAAAUUAUUUUCAAUGAAAGAACAAUUUACAAAGAUAAAAGGAUUUAAUUAAUUUGGUAUUGUGAAACAAUAAGCAAAUGAAAUGAAAAUAUUGGCUGAUUGGAUAUUUUAAGGUUAAGAAUAAAUAAACUCAUUUAAUUAGAGGGAAACUAUGUUUUAAAUACCUUUAUCACAAUAUCGAGAAUUUAAUUAACUUAUGACAGAUUUCAAACCUUUUUAGUAUUUAUGGGAGUUAGCAAAUGAAUAUGAAUUUUAAAAGGAAUCCUGGCUUUAUGGUUCAUUUAAAAAUUUGAAUCAUUAACAAAUCCUCUAAAAAUUGACAUAUUAUGUAAAUGAAACAAUGAUAUUAUCAAAUACAUUUAAAGAAAUUAGUGAUGAAAAUGGAUAAUCUGUAACAAGAGGUUUUAGAAGGGCUUUAGAUGCAUUUAAAGAUAAUUUAUGGGUUGUUGAAACACUUGCAAUAGAAGCAUUUACUAAAAAGCCAGUAUUAUGGAGAGAACUUUUUAAGGAAUGUAGGAUUUAAAACUUUGAUCCAAAAGAAGAUUUUUCUUUAUAAUCACUAAUUUAGAGAGGAAUUUUGAAUGUUAAAGAAUAAGUAGUAUAAUUAUCAUAAAAAGUUGAGAAGGGUUGGAAUAUUGAAAAAAGACUUAAUGAAAUGUAUGAUAAGUUAGUAAUAAUUGAAAUAGAAUUGCAAGAAUUUAGAGAAACAUUUAUUUAGAAAAAUUAUGAGGAAGUAUAAACUCUAUUGGAUGAAUAAUUAAAUGUAUUAUCUAUGUUAAAGAGCUAACAACAUAUAAAAAUGGUAUUAGGUAAAGCAAAUUAAUUAGAAUAUAAAAUUGUAUUGAUUUAGGAUACAUUAGAAUUGGGAAUGAAAUGUUAAAAACAUUGGAUGUAUUUGGAUCCAAUAUUUGCAAGUGAAGAUAUAAAGAGAAAAUUAGUGGAGGAAACUGAAUAUUUUAAGAUGGUUGAUUAAUCAUAUAGAUAAUAGAUGGGAAUAUUGAAUAAGAAUAAAAUUUUAUGGGAUUCGAUAGAUAAUGAGAAAAUUAAGCAAGAGUUUUAAAAUAAUGUUUAAUUGUUGGAUUCGAUAUAGAAAUCCUUAUCAAAAUACUUAGAAUAGAAAAGAACUUUAUUUCCAAGAUUUUAUUUUGUUUCAGAUGAAGAAUUAAUAGAAAUUUUAGCAUUGGUGAAAGAUCCAAGAUUGUUAUAAAAACAUAUUUUCAAAUGUUUUGAAGGAAUGCAUGAAUUGAAAUUUGAAGGAAAUCAUACAUUAUUGGGAAUGAUGUCUUCAUAAUAAGAGUUGGUUAUAUUUGAUAAUAGGAUAGAAUUAUUUAAAGGAGAGAAAUAAGGAAACGUAGAAUAAUGGUUAUGUGAAUUAUAGAGAGUAAUGAAUUUAACAUUAAGAACUUAAUUAAACAAAACAUUAUAAGAUUUGAAUUCGUAAAAAUAGGAUUAUAUAAGUAAAUGGCCCACAUAAUGUAUAUUAUUAGCUGAUCAUAUAAAGUGGACAAGAAAUACAGAAAUAGCCAUAAGGGAAUUAUAAAAAAUGAAUUUACAUAUUCAUUUAGAUAUUCUAACUAAAUAAUUGUAGGAGACAGUAUAAUUAGUAAGGAAUGAGGAAAGAUUAGUAAUGAAAACUACUUUGGAAGCAAUGGUGGUAAUGGAAGUACAUUGUAAGGAUAUAGUUUAAUAAUUGAUUCAUUAAGAUGUAAAAAGUAUUUAUGAUUUUGCAUGGGUUUCAUAAUUAAGAUAUUAUUUUGAAGAUGAGGGAGUAAAUGUAAGAAUGGUAAAUGCAUAGAUUUAAUAUGGAUUCGAAUACUUAGGUAAAGUAACCAGAUUAGUAAUAACAUCAUUAACAGAUCGAUGUUAAAGAACAUUAUUAAGUGCUAUGCAUUUAAAUUAUGGGGGAGCUCCUGAAGGUCCAGCCGGAACUGGUAAAUCUGAAACUGUCAAAGAUUUAGCCAAAGCAGUUGCUAUGCCAUGCAUUGUUUUUAAUUGUUCAGAUGGAUUAAAUUAUAUAGCGAUGGGUAAAUUAAUUACAUUAAUAUUAAAAAGGUAAAUUUUUCAAGGGUCUUUCAUCAUCUGGAGCUUGGUGUUGUUUUGAUGAAUUCAAUAGAAUUGAUCCAGAAGUUUUAUCAGUAGUUGCUUAAUAGAUAUUUACUAUUUAGAAAGCAAUUAAAGAAAAAAGAAACAGAUUUACUUUUGAAGGUGAGGAAAUUAAUCUAAUCCCUACUUGCGCUAUUAAUGUAACUAUGAAUCCUGGUUAUGCUGGUCGAUCAGAAUUACCUGAUAAUUUAAAAAUACUCUUUCGACCUUGUGCCAUGAUGGUACCUGAUUAUGCCAUGAUAGCUGAAAUCUAUUUAUAUAGCAUAGGUUUUGAAAAAGCUAGAGAAUUAAGUCCCAAAAUUGUUACAUGCUUAAAAUUAUGCAAUGAAUAAUUAUCUCCUUAAGAACAUUAUGAUUUUGGAAUGAGAGUACUCAAAGCUGUAUUAAGUACAGCUAAAUAAUUGAAUAUUGGAACUGAAGAAGUCAUUUGUUUAACAGCUUUAAUAAAUGUUAAUAAACCUAAGUUUACUUUGAGUGAUAUCUAAUUAUUCUUAGCAAUCACUUAAGAUUUAUUUCCUAGUGUUAAUCCAUUAUCUUAAACUUCUCAAAUUUUAAUUGAUUCAUGCUUUGAAAGCAAUUAUUAACCAGAUAUCGAUUUUUAAGAAAAAUGUCAGCAAUUAAAUAAUACUAUAUCUGUGAGAAAUGGUGUUAUGUGUAUUGGAAAAACUUUCUCUGGUAAAACAGCAGCCAUUUCAACUCUAGGUAAAUCAUUAAAUGCUUAAACGCUAAAAUUAAAUCCAAAAGCUGUUACCACUGAUUAAUUAUAUGGUAAACUUGAUCCAGAUACUAAAUAAUGGUCAGAUGGAAUCUUACCUAUAUUAAUAAGAGAUAACUUAACUAGGCCAACGAAAAUUUGGAUUUGGUUUGAUGGACCUGUAGAUUCAUUAUGGAUAGAAAAUUUAAACACAGUUUUGGAUGACAAUAAAAAAUUGUGUUUGACUUCAGGUGAAAUCUUAAAGAUACCAUAAACAAUGUGUAUGCUAUUUGAAGUUGAAGAUUUAUCUGCUGCCUCACCAGCUACAAUAUCCAGAUGUGGUAUGGUUUAUUUUCUCUAAAUUGACUGGUAAAUAUUGAUGUUAUUAUUAAAGGUAUUUACAAGUUUAAAGUAUUUAAUUACCAGGUGAUUUAGAUAAAUAAUAUUUUAUUAGAAGAAUGAGAUUGUAAUUAUUACUAGUUAUAAAUUUAGUCUCUUAGAUCACUCAUAUUCUUGGGCCAAAGAGUAUGUGUAAUUUCCUGUCUAUGAUACUAUCAAUCUUAUGGUUUAGAGUUUUGUCUCAUUAUUGGUUUAGCUAUUAAAAUCUCUCUCUUUAAAUUAAUAAAAUAAUAAUAAUUGGGAUAGUUGUUUAAUAUUUGCUCUAGUCUGGUCGAUUGGAGGAUGUUUAGAAGAAAAAGGAAGAUCUUUAUUCAAUGAUUUUUUACAUAAACUUUUUAGAACUAAUAAAAGUGGAUUUAAAACUAAGUUUGGAGAUGAUCUAGAAUUAAAAUUAUACUUUCCAGAAAAAAUUGAAUUCUUUUCUUGUGUAUUUUAGGAUGGUUAAUGGAUAAAAUGGACUGAUGUAUUUAUGAUUUAAUUUUUAGUUAACUGAAAAAUUUGAAGUAUAACCUGGUAUGCAAUUUCAUGAAAUUAUUAUACCUACUGCUGAAUUAAUGAGGAAUGAUUAUUUUUGUAAAAUGGGAUUGCAUUUUCUAUUUUGUGGUCCAACAAGUACAGGAAAAUCAUUAUCUAUGAAUAAAUUCUCUAAAUUUUAAAUUACUUGUUCAGGAUAAACAACAAGUAAUAGUCUAUAAAGAUUGAUUGAAACUAAAAUAAAUAAGAGGAGAAGGAAAGGAUACUAUGGAGCUGAAGAAGGACAUAUUAUUAUAUUUGUAGAUGAUCUUAAUAUGCCAUUUAGAGAACCCUAAGGUGCUCAACCAGCUAUUGAGUUAUUGAGAUAAUGGAUGGAUUAAGGAGGAUGGUAUGAUCUUGAAAAUAAAGAAUUUAAAUAUAUGUGUGAUAUUACAUUUCUAAGUGCUAUGUAACCAGCAAGUGGAGGAAGGGAUUAAGUGAGUAAGCGAUAUCUUAGAUAUUUUAAUCUAUUGUAUAUUGGUGGUUUUGAUAAUCAAAGCAUUUCAAACAUUUUAUUAGUCUUUGUUGAUUGGGUUUUCCUAAAGAUUUAACCAUCAUAAGAUAUUUUAAAAUUAAGAAAUGAUCUUGUUUAUCAUACAAUUUAAGUUUAUGAUAAAAUUUAAUUGAGCUUGUUACCGACUCCUGCUAAAAGCUUAUAUAUUUACAAUUUAAGAGAUUUAAUUAAGGUUUUUGAGGGAAUGAGUAAAGUGACAAGAAUAAAUAAUUAAUACAAUUUAGUUAAGCUCUGGACUCAUGAGUGUUUGAGAGUAUUUAGUGAUAGAUUGAUAGAUAGUUAUGAUUUGAAGAUUUUUGAGAAUGUUCUUAAAGAAUCAACUACUUAAAUAGGUUAUUAAAUUUAAGAUUACAAAAACUUAAUUUAUGUAUCUUUCUUACUUAAUGUUUAUGAUGAUGCAGGUAAUGUGUUAAAUGUAAAAUAAAAAUUAUAGCAAGUUCUUGAAGAGUACAAUUAAAUGAAUCAACAACAUACUUUAAGUCUGAUUUUAUUUAAUAAUGCAGUUUUGCAUAUUUCAAGAAUAGCUAGAAUAUUAUUAGCUGUUUAAGGUCAUGCUUUAUUGGUUGGAAUGGGAGGAACAGGAAGAAGUAAUUAUUAUUAUCAUAUUAAGCAUCCCUUUCAAAAUUAGCUAACUAUAUAAUUUUCAAUGAACAUGUGUAAAUGGUUGAUCCAAGAUAAUGGGAUGAUUAACUUUUAGGUAUUCUAAAACAUAUAGGUUUGGAUGAUCAUAAAUCUACAAUUAUUUUUAACGAUUCUUAAUUUUAAACAGAAUCUAUGUUAGAAGAUGUAUGCAAUAUAAUGAGUCAUGGAGAAAUACCACAUUUGUUUCCUCCUGAAGAAAGAAUUAAAAUAUAAGAAGAAAUGACAUAUCCUAAAUUUGUCUUAAAUUGUAAAUUAAAUACUCAUGUAAUUUUAUGUAUGUAACCUGUUGGAACUUAAUUUAGAAAGAGAUUAAGGAUGUUUCCAACUAUUAUUAAUUGUUCUACUAUUGAUUGGUUUAUGAGUUGGCCUGAUGAAGCAUUAGAAUCUACUGCCAGUUAAUUUUUACCUUAAAAUUUAGUAAAAAUAGCAGUUGAUAUUCAUCACAAAGUUUUAGAAAUCAAAGAAAGAUUUACUCAAGAACUUAGAAGACAUUUUUAUGUCACACCAACCUAAUAUUUACAAUUAUUAGCAACUUUCAAAAAAAUUCAUACUGAAAAAAAUGAAAAUUCAAGAAUUUCUAUAGAUAAAUUUGAAACUGGGGUUGAGAAAAUUAUUUAAACUGAAAAGGAAGUAGAUAAAAUAAGAAAAGUUUUAUUUGAAUUACAACCAAAAUUAGAAAAAGCAACUGUUGAAAAUCUUGAAUUACUUAAGAAUAUAUAAAAAAAAUAAAAAGAAGCAGAUUAAACCAGAUUAAUUUGUGAAUAUGAUGAAUAAUAAUGUAGUUUAAAAAGAGAAGAAGCUAAUUAAUUAAAAGAUAUAUGUUAAAAGUAAUUAGAUAAUGUACUUCCGUUAUUAUCAAAAGCAACUGAGGCACUGGAAAAAAUAACAAAAGAUGAUAUGAUAUUAUUAAAAUCGUUCCAAAAACCUCCUCCUUCAGCAGCAGUAGUUAUGCAAGGAUUAUGUUAUGCAUUUUAAGAGGAUGAAAAAGUUAAAGGUAAAAAUAAUGGAAAAGAACCAGCACAAAUGGAAGAUUUUUGGGAAUAUUCAAAAAAAUAUGUUUUAAAUGAUAAAUUGAUAAAAAGAAUAAAAAAAAUGAAAAUAGAAGAGAUUAGAGCAAUAAAUCCUACUAAAAUAUAAAAAUUAUCUGUUUUUAUUUAAAAUCCAUUAUUUGAAAGAGAUAAAGUAUUUAAUGCUUCAAUGGCUGCAGGAAAUCUAGCUGAUUGGAUUAGAGCAGUUUAUUCUACUUAUGAAGCUGUUGAAAUUAUUGAACCAAAAAAAGCUUAACUAGUUGAAGCUGAAAAAAAUCUUAAAUUAGCUGAAGAAUAAGUUGAAAUAAAAAGAUAAGCAUUAGCAGAAGCUAUGCUUGUUUUAAAUGUAUUAUCUGUAGAAUACUAAAAAGCUAGAAAAGAAAAAGAAGAAAUUGAAAAAAAGGUUUCAUAAAUUUAAGCAUAAUUAAAUAGAGCAGAAAAAUUGACAAAUGGAUUAGGAGAAGAAAAAUAAAGAUGGAAAAAGAAAGUUAUUGCUUACAAAUCAGAAUAAUCAAAUGCUGAUGGGGAUUGUUUAAUUAGUGCUGCUAUUAUAUCUUAUUUAGGUGUAUUUCCAAUUUAAUACAGAGAAUAAUGUCUAUAAUUUUGGAAAUUAAAACUUAAAUAAAAUUAAGUAAACUUUUCUGAUGAUUAUACAUUAUAAGUAUAAUUAUGUGAUCCAAUCUAAAUAAAUAAAUGGAUAUAAUAAAAAUUACCUAAUGAUUCUUUUUCUAUAGAUAACGCUAUUAUAUUAAAACAAUCUACAAGAUGGCCACUUAUGAUUGAUCCUUAAUUAUAAGCUAAUGAAUGGAUUAAAAAUAUGGAAGAUAUUAAAGUAUUAUUAAUUCUGAAUUCAACAUAACCACCAUAAUAAGUUUAAUUAUAAUUAGAACAUGCUAUUUAAAUUGGAUAUCCUGUAUUACUUGAAAAUCUAGGAUAAAGUAUUGAUCCUCUUUAUGAACCAAUUCUAUAAUAAAAAAUUAUAAGAAAGUAAAAUAAAUGUUCAAUCAAAUUUGGAGAAAAAUUAAUUGAAUAUUCAAAUGAUUUUAGAUUUUAUAUGACUACUAAACUUAAUAAUCCUCAUUUUUAACCAUAAGUCUGUGUUAUGGUAAAUAUGUUAAUGUUUCAAGUUACAUAAGAAGGACUUGUUGAUUAACUUUUAAAUAUUGUUGUUAAAAUAGAUGAACCAUAAAAGGAAGAAUAAAGAAUUAAAAAUAUACAAUCUAAUUUUAUUAAUAAAAAUAAACUUAUUUAAACAGAAACUUUAAUUUUAAAAUUGCUUUCUGAAUCAUAAGGAGAAUUGUUAGAAAAUGAAGAUCUUAUUUAAACACUUUAAAAAUCAAAAGAUGAAAGCCUUUCCAUUGAAGAAAAAUUAAAAGGACUUGAAUAUGAUAGAGUUAAUUUCAAUCAAAUACGAUAAUUUUAUAAACCUGCUGCUGAAAAAGUAGCAAGUUUAUAUUUUAUUUUAAAUGAUCUUGCAGUGAUAGAACAUACAUAUUUAUGGUCACUUGACUUCUAUUUCUCACUUUACACAAAGUCAAUUAGAGAGGCGUAAUAUGAAAAAUCUAAACGAAACUAAAAUAUUAUUGAAAAAUUUAUUUUGACACUUUAUACAUAAAUUAAUAGAUCCUUAUUGGAAAAAGAUAAAUUAAUUUUUAGAUUUUUAUUGUGUGUGAAAAUGAUGAAUGUUCCAACAGAUCUUAUUAGAACAACUGUGAUGGGUUGUACUCUUGCAUCAACGGAUAUUUAAAUGCCAAAAGGAUUUACUUGGUUAACUAAUAAAAUGUGGUUAGAACUUGUAGAUUUAACUAUUCAGUUUCCAUAAAUAUUUGAAAGUAUUUGCUCUGAAUUUGUUGAAUAAAAACAUUUUUGGGAUAGUUUCUAUGUUAGUUAAACAUCUUAUAAAAUGUAAUAUAGAGAUUUAGAUUAGUAUUAGAUAAAUAUGCUAAUUAAGAUUAUUAAACCUGAAUAAUUUAUUUAAGCCACUAAUGAAAUGAUAAGAAAAUAAAUUGGAAAUGCUUUUUUAGAGAAUAUUCCAACAACCUUUGAAUAAUUUUAUUUAAAAUCAGAUUGUAAAAUUCCUUUAUUAUGCUUGAUUACUCCAGGAGCAGACCCUAGAUAAGAAAUUAUUAAAUUGGCAUCUAAGUAUGAUUGUGAAGAUAAAUUUAAUUAAAUUUCUUUAGGACAAGGUCAAAGUUAGUUGGCAAUAAAAAUGAUACUUAGUGCUAUGUCUUAAGGUUCUUGGGUAUUACUAUAGAACUGUCAUUUAGCAUCCUCUUUUAUGCCAGAUUUAGAAUAAUUAUUUGAGACUCAAUAUAAGAAAGAAAUAAAUGCUGAUUUCAGGUUAUGGUUAACUUCUUAACCUACUUCAAUAUUACCACAUAAUGUUAUAUUAAAAUGUAUAUUUAUGAUAAAAUAAUUUUAGCUUUAAAAAUUACAUAUGAAUUACCAAGAGGAUUAAAAAAUAAUAUGUUAAGAUCUUAUUAAACUUUAGACGCAGAUAAAUUUGAAUAAUGUAAGAAACUGAAAGAAUGGAAGAAUUUAUUUUUUUCGCUUUCAUUAUUGCAUGCUUGUUUAUUAGAAAGAAAGAAAUAUGGUCCAUUAGGAUGGAAUAUUGGAUACAAUUUUUCAUAACAUGAUUUGGAGAUUUCAAAAGAGCAGAUAGUAUUUUUUUUAGAUUAAUAUUCUGAAAUACCUUGGGAUGCUCUUCAUUAUUUGAUUGCAGAAAAUAAUUAUGGAGGUAGAGUAACAGAUCCAAUGGAUAGAAAACUCUUAAAAAUUUAUGUAGAGGAUUUAGUGAAUUAAAAGACAAUUUCUCAAGACUAUAUAUUUUAUGAUAUUUAUUAAAUACCACCUUAGAUGAAUUUAAAAGGUUAUAAUGAUUAUAUAUCUUAAUUACCAUUAAACGAUCCUCCUUAAUUAUUUGGUUUACAUGCAAAUGCAGAAAUAUAUUCAGCAAUAUUAGAGACUGAGAAUUUAAGUUCAGUGAUUUUAUAAUUAUUGCCUAGAACUUAUGGAGAUUAAGCUUAAAAACAUACUGAUAGUUUAGUAUGCAAAAAGAGUUCAGAAAUUCUGAAAAACUUACCUUAACAAUUUAAUAUUGAAUAAAUUUAAUAAUUGUUUCCAUUAACAUAAGAUAAUCCUUUAAAUGCAGUAAUACAAUAAGAAAUUACAAAAUAUAAUAAACUUUUAGCUAAGAUUUAAGAUUCUUUAAGUGUACUUGUUUAAGGUUUAGAUGGAUUUAUUAAUAUUUCUGAUUAAUCUUUAGAAAUAUACAAUUCUGUAUUUGAUAAUAAAAUACCUGAAUCAUGGUUGGCUUUAUCUUAUUUAACAACCAAAUCUUUAGGUUCAUGGAUAACUGAUUUAAAACAAAGAAUCGAAUUUCUUAAUUUAUGGAUUACAAAAGGAUAACCUAUAGUCUUUUGGCUAGGUGGAUUAUUUUUUAUAUAAGGUUUCUUAACUGCAAUUUUAUAAUAAUAUUCAAGAAAAUCUAAAAUUCCUAUUGAUCAAUUAAGAUUUAAUUUUAAAUUUCAUUAAGAUGAGCCUACAGAAAUUGGAUAUGAAGUUUAUACAAAUGGAAUAUCCAUAGAUGGAGCAUCUUUUGAUUUCCAAGAUUUAACUUUAGCAGAACCAUCAAGUAGUAUGUUAUUUUAUCCGUGUCCUAUUAUCUAAUUUUGCCCAACUUAAGAAAUUAUCAAAACUCAUAAAUAUUAUUCAUGUCCACUAUAUAAUACUUCUUAAAGAAAAGGAGUUUUAACAUCAAAUGGAUUAUCAGUUAAUUUUAUAUGUAAAAUAAAAGUACCAAUAAAUAACAAUAAAGAACAUUGGUCUAAAAGAGGAGUAGCGUUAAUCGUCUAAGCUAAUUGA
Paramecium sonneborni is the source of this 12072-nucleotide messenger RNA. NCBI's taxonomy places the organism in Eukaryota, Ciliophora, Oligohymenophorea, Peniculida, Parameciidae. The record is from the annotation of a GenBank genome assembly.